Solanum lycopersicum (tomato) is the source of this 2838-nucleotide messenger RNA. RefSeq names its product trihelix transcription factor DF1. NCBI's taxonomy places the organism in Eukaryota, Viridiplantae, Streptophyta, Magnoliopsida, Solanales, Solanaceae. The record is from RefSeq and is a predicted model, not a curated record.
CAUAAGUGAUCCUUCUGGUUUUUAUUGAAAGAGAAAAAAAAACUCAUUUCUUGUCAAUAAUACUAGAAGAGAAAAAUCUGAAGAUUCCACAGCUAAAAGAAGCAAAGGGGUGUUAUUUUUUUUUUUAAAAAAAUUAUUAUUAUAUAUAUUUCUGGGUCUACUCUUUUUUUUUAAUUUUGUUUGUUUAAAUUGUUAUGUAUUUUAAGAGGUGUGAGAUUGACAGGCAGAUCCCACCGAAAUAAAUUAAUAAAUUCACCACACCCCCAUCUUCAUAAAAACCCCUUAGAAUUCACCCUCUUUUUUUUUCUUCUGUCGUAUAAUUCAUUGGUGUAAUUGCUAACUUGCUUGGUUUACAGAAGAAAUAGAGGAGGUGGAAGAAGAAGGAGGUUGUUGUUUUUUUGCAAUUGAAGCGAUGCUGGGCGUUUCCGGCUUAGUAAGUAGUGAAGGUGGUGGUGAUAAUCCAGAAAGCGGUGGAGGAGCUGGAAGCGGAGGGAGUAGUGAGAUUGGAUUAGGCGGUGGAAGUGGCGGCGGUGGAGGUAGUAGCGGUGGAUUCAUGACGGAAGAUGGAGAAAGAAAUUCAGGUGGAAAUAGAUGGCCAAGACAAGAAACAAUUGCUUUGCUGAAAAUAAGGUCUGAAAUGGAUGUUAUUUUUAGAGACUCAAGUCUUAAAGGACCUUUAUGGGAAGAAGUUUCCAGGAAAAUGGCAGACCUUGGGUUCCACAGAAGUUCCAAGAAAUGCAAGGAGAAGUUCGAAAAUGUAUACAAAUAUCACAAGAGAACCAAGGAUGGCCGAGCAUCGAAAGCGGAUGGAAAGAAUUAUAGGUUUUUCGAGCAAUUGGAAGCCCUGGAGAACAUUACAUCUCAUCAUUCUCUAAUGCCAGUACCGUCGUCUAAUACGCGUCCUCCACCCCCUCCGUUGGAAGCUACUCCAAUAAAUAUGGCUAUGCCAAUGGCAUCAUCAAAUGUACAAGUCACGGCUUCACAAGGUACUAUUCCUCAUCAUGUUACUAUUUCAUCAGCACCACCGCCACCGAAUAGCCUUUUUGCUCCUUCUCAUCAAAAUGCUCCGUCAAGUUCACCCGUGCCACUACCACCACCGCCAUCACAGCAACCAUCACCGCAGCCAGCUGUCAAUCCGAUUAAUAAUAUUCCUCAACAAGUGAACGCUUCAGCAAUGUCGUAUUCAACUUCUUCGUCUACUUCCUCGGAUGAGGAUAUACAAAGAAGGCAUAAGAAGAAGAGGAAAUGGAAGGAUUAUUUUGAGAAGUUCACCAAGGAUGUGAUUAAUAAGCAGGAGGAAUCGCACAGGAGGUUCUUGGAGAAGCUUGAGAAGCGGGAACAUGAUCGGAUGGUUCGAGAAGAAGCAUGGAAAGUAGAGGAAAUGGCAAGGAUGAAUAGGGAGCAUGAUCUUUUAGUUCAAGAAAGAGCAAUGGCGGCAGCCAAGGAUGCAGCUGUUAUUUCUUUUUUACAAAAGAUAACUGAACAGCAAAACAUUCAAAUUCCAAAUAGUAUCAACGUUGGCCCUCCAUCAGCACAAGUACAAAUACAAUUGCCUGAAAACCCACUAUCCGCGCCUGUACCAACACAAAUACAACCGACGACUGUUACAGCAGCAGCACCACCUCAACCAGCACCGGUCCCAGUAUCGUUGCCAGUAACAAUACCAGCUCCAGUACCAGCAUUAAUACCAUCAUUGUCGCUACCACUGACACCACCAGUGCCAUCCAAGAACAUGGAGUUAGUACCAAAAAGCGAUAACGGAGGUGAUAGUUACAGUCCAGCAAGCUCUUCAAGGUGGCCAAAAGCAGAAGUUGAAGCAUUGAUUAAACUUCGUACAAAUUUAGAUGUCAAAUACCAAGAGAACGGACCUAAAGGUCCACUUUGGGAAGAGAUAUCAUCUGGAAUGAAGAAAAUUGGAUACAAUCGGAAUGCAAAGAGAUGCAAAGAAAAAUGGGAAAACAUCAACAAAUACUUCAAGAAGGUGAAGGAGAGCAACAAAAAACGACCCGAAGAUUCCAAAACUUGCCCAUAUUUCCACCAGCUCGAUGCACUGUACAAGGAGAAAGCCAAAAACCCCGAAACAGCUUCUUCAACGUCUUCGUUCAAUCCUUCAUUCGCUUUAAACCCCGAUAACAACCAAAUGGCUCCCAUCAUGGCUCGUCCAGAACAGCAAUGGCCACUUCCACAACACCAUGAAAGCACCACCCGUAUCGACCACGAAAACGAGAGCGACAACAUGGAUGAAGAUGAUCACGAUGAUGAGGAGGAUGAAGAUGACGAGGACGAAAACAACGCUUAUGAGAUAGUAGCAAACAAGCAACAAUCCUCAAUGGCGGCCGCAAACACCACUACCAGCACCGCAACAACAACAGUUUGAGGUAAAAUUAGCACAGAUCUCUCAUCAUAAAAAUAAAAGAAAAAUCAGAAGUGUGGGGGCAAAAAGAAGCAGAAAUUAGUGGGGAAGUGAGUGGAACAUUGGGAAUAGCAAGUGGGUCAACAGAUUCUUGCAGAGAAAAUGUCAGAUUGGAUCAGAUCUCAGAAAAUUCCGGUUGGUAUGAGAAGACGGUCACUCGGAGGAAAAAAAAUGUGAAGAGAAUUUUACAAAUCAUUUCAACUUUAUUUCUUUUUUUUUGGUAAGGGGUAUAGUAGUGUAGUUUUUGGUGGUAUAAGUUUAUUUGAACUUUCAUUGUUUAUUUAUUAAUUAUCAAAAAUAAAGUUUAUUGAGGGGAGAGAAGAGAAAAAAGAAAUGGACAUAAAGGAAGAUUUUUGAAGGAAUAAAUGAAGGGACAAAGUUUGUAAUUUUUUUAUUAAAAAAAAAAACUCUUUUUUUUUCUUUUA